UUCUACAAUCUUGAAUCUAAAACAAAAACAUAAGAACCACAAAAGCAGCAGCAGCAGAAAGAGAGAGAGCAGCGAAAAGUUAACAGCGAAUUCAGAGGCUGAAGCAGAGCAGCGGAGCCCAAGUGCAAGCGAGACGGCAGCAGAGCUCCGCUGCAAGGCAACGGGAAAGAAAGAGAGAUAAAUAGAGAGACAGUGCGGCAGCGACAAAGAGAGAGAGCAGGCGGGAGAGCGAGUAGCGGCAGCGACAGCAACACAGCCACAAAAGAGAACGAGAGAGGGAGGGAGAGCUAGACGACCUACUACACAAAAAAGGCUCCCUGGUCGAGAUUACAGCGUCUACAACAACCAAGGAAGCGAAAAAAAGGAAAAAGAAAACCAUUCAAAUAAUUAAGACUGCUACACGGAACAACUAAAAACUACAAGCUAAUUUAACAAGGAGAAAGAAAAGAAGACUAGACAUAAUCAUAAACAGAGUAGAUAGUAUUAGAGAACCCGCAAACCCAACAACUAGAACACUAAAAAAACAUUAAUUAUAAUACACACACACACACACACACACACACACACACACACACAUCCAUAUACACAAACGAAACAAAGGAAAGAAUUUGUAAUACAACACCAAGGAAGAAUCACCUUUAGCCUUAUAUACAAUUAAAUACAAUUAAGACGCUAGAAAGACAAGGCAGUGCAUGAAUCCUAUCAAGAAAACCGAAAGAUAACAAGAAAUAUUUUUUUAAUGGGCAGUGUAAAUAAAAACGACGAUCAGGGGAAUAUACCCCCGAAUCGAGAAUUUGAAGAAUCCCCACCAGCUACGGACCCGGGAAUCGAGGAUUCACAUCCGCAAGCUCCCGUAGAAACUGACGAGGGAAAUAAAGAUAUUCCAGUUUCUGGGGAGGCAGACUCUCAGGAGUUGAACGGAGAUUCGGAGAAAGAGAAUAAUACGCCGAAUCAAGAAUCGUCGAUUCUGCAGUCGCCGAUCAAAUCCCCCAAUUCAAAAGUAAUCGAAAAUUGUGAGCAAGAACCUGGCGCUGGGAACAAUUCUCCAGAUCCUGUUGAAGCUGCCCAGUUUUCUGACGAAGAGGUAGAAAAGAACGAUGCCAAAAGCAGCGGUAACGAGUCGGACUGGAAUACUCGCAGUAAUCAAGAUCGUUUAAGUUCUUCUGAUAGCGAGGACGAGCAGCGGCUGCUAGAUAAUUUAACUAAAUCAAGGCGUGUUCGUCGUCGUACGCGGCAUCCAGAUUCCGAUUAUUCCGUAGAGGUCAAACGUUAUUCCCGACGUAAGAGUUAUUACAGAGGAUAUCACAGUGACUCAGAAGGAAGGGUUUUGCAGUGGUUUGUCGCUCCCGGUAGCGAGGAAGGCGAUUCACCUAGAUUACCUAGAUCGGAACGCGAGCAUUACAGAGGAUAUCACAGUGACUCAGAAGGAAGGGGUUUGCAGUGGCUUGUCGCUCCCGGUACCGAGGAAGGCGAUUCACCUAGAUUACCUAGAUCGGAACGCGAGCAUUACAGAGGAUAUCACAGUGACUCAGAAGGAAGGGGUUUGCAGUGGCUUGUCGCUCCCGGUAGCGAGGAAGGCGAUUCACCUAGAUUACCUAGAUCGGAACGCGACCAUUACAGAGGAUAUCGCAGUGACUCAGAAGGAAGGGGUUUGCAGUGGCUUGUCGCUCCCGGUAGCGAGGAAGGCGAUUCACCUAGAUUACCUAGAUCGGAACGCGAGCAUUACACAGGAUAUAACAGUGACUCAGAAGGAAGGGGUUUGCAGUGGCUUGUCGCUCCCGGCAGCGAGGAAGGCGAUUCACCUGGAUUACCUAGAUCGGAACGCGAGCAUUACAGAGGAUAUCACAGUGACUCAGAAGGAAGGGGUUUGCAGUGGCUUGUCGCUCCCGGCAGCGAGGAAGGCGAUUCACCUGGAUUACCUAGAUCGGAACGCGAGCAUUACAGAGGAUAUCACAGUGACUCAGAAGGAAGGGGUUUGCAGUGGCUUGUCGCUCCCGGCAGCGAGGAAGGCGAUUCACCUGGAUUACCUAGAUCGGAACGCGAGCAUUACAGAGGAUAUCACAGUGACUCAGAAGGAAGGGGUUUGCAGUGGCUUGUCGCUCCCGGCAGCGAGGAAGGCGAUUCACCUGGAUUACCUAGAUCGGAACGCGAGCAUUACAGAGGAUAUCACAGUGACUCAGAAGGAAGGGUUUUGCAGUGGCUUGUCGCUCCCGGUACCGAGGAAGGCGAUUCACCUAGAUUACCUAGAUCGGAACGCGAGCAUUACAGAGGAUAUCACAGUGACUCAGAAGGAAGGGGUUUGCAGUGGCUUGUCGCUCCCGGUAGCGAGGAAGGCGAUUCACCUAGAUUACCUAGAUCGGAACGCGAGCAUUACAGAGGAUAUCACAGUGACUCAGAAGGAAGGGUUUUGCAGUGGCUUGUCGCUCCCGGUAGCGAGGAAGGCGAUUCACCUAGAUUACCUAGAUCGGAACGCGAGCAGGAGGCAGAAGCUCAACGUGGCGAAUUUGAGAACUUAAAUCACGAGUACCAGUAUUCAGAAUCUGAUGACGACGAGGUCGCUAGAAAUAGGAACGUAUUUUACCGUGGACAAAAUUACGCUCAUCAGGCAAAUCAAGUUCGCCUACCAGAAUCGGAAUCUGAUAGCUACGAUCGUGAACAAGGCUACGGUCAUCAGCUAAAUCGAGAAUCGACAUCCGAUAUCGACGAUCGUUACGGAAUACCUGGUGCAUCUUCACGAGCUCGUCUAACAGAAUCGGAAUCUGAUAGCUACGAUCGUCAACAAGGCUACGGUCAUCAGCCAAAUCGAGAAUCGGAAUCCGAUAGCGACGAUCUUUUCGGAGCAUCUUCAUCUUCACAAUCGUCUUCAUCGGAAAGACAAAGCUCUGACGAGAAGUCGGUUCGAGCUUCAGACUCGACUUCUGAUGAUUCAGAAUACAGAGUCGAUCCGACUACUGGGUGGCAUUCGCGCCGUCGAGAAAGUACUUUCGAAGAUAGUGAAGACCAGCAACCGGAGACGCUAGAGGAUAGCGAAGACGAACAGGAAGACAGCGAGGACAAGCAGUUGGAGCCGGUGGACAAUAGCGAGCACGAACAGCAGCCAACUUCUUCUAAUAAACGCGACAAUUCGCAAAACCAGCAGCCGAAAAAGCGCAAAUCGUCAGCCCGCAGGGAUUCAAAUAAUUCGAAAAAACAAUUAUUGGACGGAGAAACACGUUCAUCACCAUCUUCGUCUCGUGGAAGUCGCACACCAGUUCCACACGAUACAUCAGAAUCUGAGGACUAUGAAGCUAAUAAGGAUAAUUUCCCUUUAAAGCGAAAAUUGUCUCAUGAUAGCCUGGAAUCUAAGAAAUUGAAAAAACCAUCAUUGCCAAGUGAGGAAGAGCAAUCGGAGGAGGAACGUGAAGACACCGAAAGCGAAGAUUCUGAGGAAGACCAAGAAUCAGAUAGUUCAAAGAAGGAUAAAGACACCGAUUCAGAUUCCGAAUCAGAAGGAGGAGGCCCCGCUGCUUCAAAUUCCGAGGAACCUGCACAGGAUCAAUAUACUGAACGCGGCGGAGCUGAUCAAAAUCCCGCUCCUGAAGGCGGAGCUGAUCAAAAUCCUGCUCCUGAAGGCGGAGCUGAUCAAAAUCCUGCUCCUGAAGGCGGAGCCAAUCAAGAUCCAGCUCCUGAAAGCUACGAUCAAGAUCCAGCUCCUGAAAACUACGAUCAAGAUCUAGCUCCUGAAAACUACGAUCAAGAUCUAGCUCCUGAAAACUACGAUCAAGAUCCAGCUCCUGAAAACUACGAUCAAGAUCCAGCUCCUGAAAACUACGAUCAAGAUCCAGCUCCUGAAAACUACGAUCAAGAUCCAGCUCCUGAAAACUACGAUCAAAUCUGUGCAUCUGAAUCUGAGGACGAGGGAGACGAUCUACUCUUCUUCUCAGGGAAAGGGAAGCUGCUAAAAUCUGUACCAAAUCCUUUGGGGGAUGAUCUAAAUGAUUUUGACGUAUCAAUACUGCUCUAUAUGACCUUUUCAGCCUACAAACUGGAUAAGAAACAAUUGCAGAAACGCUUGCAACCAGAACAGCAGCAACGCCAAAAACAGUUGCAAGAACAGCGACAGCUGAAUAACUUCCUGUUUGAGCAACAGAAACUGUUUGUUCAAGAAAAAGUGCGCCAACAGCAGGAGCAACACCGUUGGCAGCAGGAUCAGGUACAGCGCGAACGUAAAUUUCGCCAGCAAGAGGAGCAAAAGCGUCUGGAAUACGAACGCAACUUGGAGAAACAGAAGGAGGACCAUAAUCGUCAGUUGCGUCUGCAGCGCGAGCAAUAUCUGAUUAACUUUAAGCAGCUGGAGAGGCUCAGGCAGGGCCCGCAGCAGGAGAAUCGGCCCAACAAUACACAGCCACAGCGCAAGCGCGAGCUGAUGCAAAACGAUAUGGUCAGCAUACCGGUGGCCAACUUGAACGGCGGCCUUAAGGCGGCCAGCAGCGGAUCCGGAGUGGCUGUAGUCGCCGCCGGCGGCGUUGUAUCCUCGGCGGUGCUGGCCAAUGCUCCCCGUGUUUACCUAACGCCCUCCUCCACAUUCAUGGCCAAUCGCCAAAUGGCUGGAGUGGCAACCACCGGGAAGAUCAGCGGACCCGUUGUCGGCGGUUCAUCCGGCACAACCUCAGCCGCCGGUACCGUUCGCUAUUUUUCGCAAUUCAGCAAAGUGCAAACGGCUGGCGGACCCGGUCUGCAGAGGAAACUGACCAACGGGGAUACCAUUGUGCUGGCGAACGGCAACAAGAGUAUGUUUCUUACCAGCAGCAAUGAUAACAAGGGUGUGAUGCCGACCGUCGCCACCAAUGGCAAUGGUUUGCUCACAGCUAAAACGGAACUAUUGGAGGAGGAGGGCAUGCAGCCGGUAACUGUGAUUGAUGACGACGAGGACGAGGAUGAGGACGAUGGUGAGAGUAGCAACAAUGCCAAAUCCAUUGGCGAUCAGCAGCCGGAGAAUCAGCCAUUGGCACUGGCUAACGCGGCCAAUGAUGGCAAUGCCUCUGAUGAUGAGCCCGAGCUGGACAUUGUGAUCAACAAUGUGGUCUGCUCGUUUAGCGUUGGCUGCCACCUGAAGCUGCGCGAUAUUGCGCUACAGGGAUCGAAUGUGGAGUACCGUCGCGAGAACGGAAUGGUGACAAUGAAGCUUCGCCAUCCCUAUACCACGGCCUCGAUUUGGUCGUCGGGGAGGAUUACCUGUACUGGUGCCACUUCCGAGGCAAUGGCCAAGGUUGCUGCACGCCGCUAUGCCAGAUGCCUUGGCAAGUUGGGAUUUCCCACGCGUUUCCUAAAUUUUCGCAUUGUCAACGUGCUGGGCACCUGCAGCAUGCCGUGGGCUAUAAAGAUCGUUAACUUCUCGGAGCGUCAUCGGGAGAACGCCAGCUAUGAGCCUGAGUUGCACCCUGGUGUGACUUACAAGAUGCGCGACCCCGACCCAAAGGCCACCCUGAAGAUCUUCUCCACCGGCAGCGUAACAGUUACUGCGGCUAGCGUAAACCAUGUUGAGUCGGCUAUCCAGCACAUUUACCCACGGGUCUUCGAUUUCCGCAAGCAGCGUUCGGCGGAGGAGCUGCAGCAUCUGCGUCAAAAGCAGCGUCUGCAAGGCGGCGUUGACCCCAACGAAAUGGAGAAGCAUGUCUUGGCAGAUAACAAGACGGCUUCCCAGGAUAACAUCUUUGUUAAUACAACAGCGGCGCACUCUAAAUCUUCGUCGAAUGACCAAACAUCAGCAUCCGCGGGCAUCUUGUCCAGCACAGUUGAUAGUAUGCCUCGUCUGAAACAGAUGGUGAACUAUCACCAGAUAAUGAAGCACACCCAGGAUGAGCGCCGCCACAUACCGUUACAUGGGGAGAAGGUCAAUUCGGCCUCCACCUCGUCGGCGGCAGCAGCUCCCUCCACCUCCUCCUCUUCCUCAUCCGGGGAUAAUAUCUGUGCCAAUGCCCGUCGCCGGGCAACCGAAUGCUGGGCCACCAAGCUGCAGAACAAGCGUCCACGUUACAAUGAUCCCGGCACCACGGGCACCGUUAACGCCUCGUCAUCCUCAGCAACCUCAGCAUCAGCCGCCACAUCUUCGUUCGCCUCCCAGGCGACACACCUGCGUAAUCCUCUCAAGACGGCCGCAUUGGCCAAUGCUCGUAUGCGUGGCGCCAAGGUGCCAACACGCAUUGCCUCCAACAGUCUAAUCCUGCACCAGCAGCAACUGGUCCACAUGCAGCAGCAGCAGCAGCAGAAGCUGCGCCAGACCAGCUUCUCGCCCAGCGAGUUCAAUGUCGAUGACUUGAUUGAGGAGGAGGAGAGCAACGAAUUGGACAUGCACUUUUAAGCUAGCGCUGCCAGUGCCAAAACAUUUUAACUAAAAUGAUAAUUCGAUGAAAACGCAAACAACAAACACGCCACACUCACAAAACCCCACGAGCUUUUCCCCGAAUAUGUUGGUUAUUUGUUUAAGUCAUUUUUCAUCACAUUUAUUUUUGUGUGUUUGCCGCAUUUAAACCAAACUCGAGGAAACCCGGACACCGAAGCGAAAACAAAAAAAAAGUAUGGAAACAAGAACAACACUACAAGCACUUGAAUCCAAAGCGAAUUAUAAGUUCGCAGCAAGCAACACCAACAAAACACCGCAGCAACAACAAAAUCAAGAGCCAAAUAUUUAACAUAUAAGAUUUACGUUUAAACUACUUUGUAAGUUAAGCAAGCACACCAGAAACAAACUAGCAGAGAUAGCAAAUAGAUGAUUUCGACCCCGAAGUAUCCCAGAAACCUCAAGAACAUCUGGAUGGUAAACCGAGGAAGAAAGAGAGAGCUUACCACAACGUAAACUUAAGUUUAGACUUAAAACCGACAGCGAAGUACGAGUUAUGAAUACGUAUGCCAGCGUUUUACGUAUUCAACCGAAAUCUGUGGAUUGCUUGGAGUCACCAUUAUCAUCUAUGGAAGCAAGAACACCGCCAAAACAUAUACUGUAAAUCACACAUAGAAGUAAUCACGAAGACAGGAAGAUGACGAUACGAGCAAGUUGUCCGGGCGGAUCGCAUGCUUCCUUGUGGAUAUUUCUAAUUUUUUUUUUUUUGCUGAACACAAAUUCAUUUCUGCCCAAGCAAACCAAAAUUCUCAAGUAAAAACACGAGAAGAGGAGGAGACCAGAGAAACACACUAGGAUAGUUACCAAUUAUCUGAAAAACAACUGAUUAAUUUCUUGUAUUUUCAUAUCAAUUUUUUUUUUGUUUUCGCUCUAAGUUCUACAUACUAAAUUACAUAUACAUAAAUACAUACAUAAGCGCUUUGUGUGGAGCAUAACAAACAAAACAAAACGAGAAACGUUUGAAUACGAUUAUAAUAAUAUUAUAAUACACAAACAAACACACAUACACACACAAAUACCUAUAUCUGGUCACUUCUAACCAAUUAUAACAAAACUGAAAAAACAGCAAGUAAUUAUGUUUUAAUUUGUGCUGGCAGUUUUUGGGUUGCGCAGAAAAUCGAUUCGAAUUACGAAUGAACUCUUGUAUGAUGAUGACAAAAAAAUAUUGAAGUAGGUUAUAGGCAAGAAGAGGGUUUUUUCAAUGCAGUCGGUUUAUGCGCGACUUAUUAAACUAUUACCAGACGUAUACCUAAUACAUAUACAUAUAUAUUCGUAUAUAGUAAUGUUUCAUUUUGUAUUUCGGUUUAGUUUAAUGAAUUAGUAGAGGAUGCAACUUAAGCGUAGAUUUACAAACUUGUUCCUGUGUUGUUAAAAUCAGAGAGUAAAUAUUUUAGUUAACUUAACGAAGCAUACGCAUACACAAACACACUCACACACACAUUGAACACAAGCAUACGUAUACAUAUACAUAAUAUUAAGGCAUCCAAACAAAGCAACAAACAACAAACAAACAAACAAACACAAAACAAAACAAAACAAAACAAACAAACGAACGAACGAAUCAUAAGCAAUAAUAAAAUGUUUUCGUUGUAAAAGAGGUAAAAACUAAAGAAAGAAAUACUCACGUUAAACAUAAAAUAACAAGCUCUAGAUGUUUUGGCGUGCCUUUACCCAUGAAUAGGAAAACAGAAUGAGAUACGAUAGCCAAUUGUACAAUCAUUGAAAUAGUACUUCCAGACCAGAGCAGAACCCAAAAUCAUUGUACAUACGCCCAAAAUUGAUGUUUUCCAAUUAAACGUGAAUUGCCUCAUUCGUACAUCAAGUUCAAUUUUCAUUUGUGCUUAACAUGAAACCAACUUUCAUAUCGUUCAACUUAUGCAUAAUCAAAAUAGGUAAAACGAAAGUGAACGGAGAACUACAUAUUAGUGAGAAAUAUCAACAUUUCCUUUCCCACGAUAAUUUAUACACAUACUUGGUUCCAUUUUUUUAUUUCUAAUUUUUUAUUUUGUACUUUUUUUUUUUUGGUUUGAUUUGCAUAAACAAAAUCGAGAAAUGAAAAUGCCUUUAGGGAACAAAGAACUAGCGCGGAAAGGAAAGAGAUAGGUUUAGGUAUAGAGAAAGCGAAGGAUAUUGAACAGAUCGGAGCCGAAAUGUAUUUUUUGUGUAUGCGAAUAUGUGAAUAGGUCGAUGAAGACCCGAACGUGUUACAAUUGCAAAAUGAACUAGCCACUAAGCUUUAGCCCUAAGUUAGCUGACACACUGAAUACUAAAUUGUAAGCCAAAAUGCAUAUAGCAAUCUAAAAAAAGAAAACGAAACAAAAACAAAAACAACAAAAAAAAAAAACA
Drosophila santomea is the source of this 8725-nucleotide messenger RNA. RefSeq names its product trichohyalin (gene Trf2). The transcript is spliced from 8 exons. The record is from RefSeq and is a predicted model, not a curated record. Gene Ontology annotation, molecular function: DNA binding; general transcription initiation factor activity. Bases 740 to 6340 code for a protein of 1866 amino acids. Gene Ontology annotation, biological process: DNA-templated transcription initiation. NCBI's taxonomy places the organism in Eukaryota, Metazoa, Arthropoda, Insecta, Diptera, Drosophilidae.